Pomacea canaliculata is the source of this 1337-nucleotide messenger RNA. Its product is annotated as isochorismatase domain-containing protein 2-like. The transcript is spliced from 4 exons. The record is from RefSeq and is a predicted model, not a curated record. Lineage: Eukaryota; Metazoa; Mollusca; Gastropoda; Architaenioglossa; Ampullariidae. The coding region runs from base 41 to 652 and encodes 203 amino acids. Gene Ontology annotation, cellular component: cytoplasm.
UGGUAUCGUCUGCUACCGAGACCUUAGGCGGGCACUCAUCAUGGCUGUUAGAAGACUGGGAAAGAUGACUGUGGAAAAUUCAUGUCUUUUUUUGUGUGAUAUGCAAGAAAAAUUUCGUCCAGCUAUAAAAUAUUUUCCGCAGAUUGUCAACGUUGCCGGACGCAUGUUACAGGUGGCACGACUCUUGGAAAUGCCUGUAGUGGUAACUGAACAGUAUCCGAAAGGGCUUGGUCACACUGUGCCAGAGCUUGGAGUCAAGGAUGAAAAGGUGUUCAGCAAGACUCGGUUCUCAAUGCUGAUCCCUGAUGUGGAGAAGUAUCUAAAGCAGUGUGGUGAUAUAAAAUCAGUGAUCCUGUGUGGAAUAGAGACCCAAGCUUGUGUUCUGCAGACAACACUGGAUCUUUUGGAACGUAACUAUGAUGUUCAUGUCAUUGCUGAUGCAUGUUCUUCACGCAGCAUGGUGGACAGGAUAUAUGCGCUGCAGAGAAUGAAGGAAGCUGGGGCAUAUUUAACAACAAGUGAAAGUGUAAUGUUACUGCUGUGCAAAGAUGCAGCUCAUCCAAAGUUCAGAGAAGUCCAGAAAGUCAUCUGGGAAACUGCGCCAGACUCUGGUCUUUUGAGUGGACUAUCACCAGAAGGCACACCCGUGUAGGAUUAAAGAAUGAAAGAAAAUGAUACACAUGAGAGUUGAAAUCAGAGUAGUGCAUCUGGCAACUUCCAAAGCAAGGCUUUAUAAAAAUCUCAUUAUAUUUGUUUAUAUAUAUAGGUGAUACUGAAAAUGUUGCAUGGGAACAUGCUUGAAUAUAUUGCCAUGGGCUGCAAGAAAUAAAUAUCAGCUGGAACAUUAUGUGGGCUAGGAGUUAUUAAUAAUAGUACUUGACAAGGUCACUUGUAAAGGACAGUAUAAGCAAAGUCAAUGAUGUAAAAGAAUAUCGCAAAGACGUGCUGCAAACUGUUAAUAAAUGGUGAUCACUAAAGAAUUAAGCUGGAAACGUUGACUGGUCACAUUAUUGUCUACAGCAGGUGAAUUCAACGAGACCACUAAAACAUAAAGUAAAAGAAGUCAGUGAGAGUGAAAAUAAAUCCUUUUAUCUAAGAUUUUUAGAGAUUAAAUAAUUUUGAAUUGUUUAUCUGAUGCCUUGAUUUUACAUGUCUUCCAAUAUCCCUGAAUGCCACUAACAGAAAGAUUUAACCGUUUUCUUCAACUGAUCACAAAUAUAUAAUUCAUUUACUCGGAGACAUUUUACAAAGAAUUUUGUUCACAAAGUAAAAAUUCUGCUGAUUUACUCUACACACUAACUCUUACAAUAUGGUUUUUACAAUAAACUAAACAAAGA